AUGUCAGUCCAUCCAUCUUUUAUCUCUCCCACACUGACCUAUUUAACAGUUGAAGACACUUGGAUGAGGCUGUCCCAGGUCAUUGUCAAGGAUGCUCAAUAUGAUUCCCCUAAAUGUCACCUCCACCCAAAAUGCUUAGAAAGGACUCAGAUAGAUCUCCUCAAAUCCAUCCACAAAUUCCUGGAUGACCCAAAGAAGAGUCAACUCAUUUGGCUGCAUGGCAUGGCAGGCAUUGGGAAGUCUGCCAUUGCAUUCACUGUGGCUGAGACAAUGAAAAGUCUCAAAGUGACAGAGAAGACACAUGUCGAAAAGCAGCUUCGAGGAACAUUCUUUUUCUCAUGUGACAAGACAGAACGUCAUACCACUGGGUAUUUUUUUGCAACACUUGUCUACCAGCUUGCCACCAAUUUCCCCAGCAUCCAGAGUGACGUGAAUAGAGCUAUUUGCAGCAAUCCCACUCUACUAGAUGCUGACAUGCCUCUCUCUGACCAGAUGGAGGCUCUCUUUCUCCAACCUCUUUGGAAACUCCAACUCAGGUUACACAAGUGCCUGCCUUUGACAUUUGUUAUUGAUGCCCUUGAUGAA
Molecule: messenger RNA, 585 nt
Organism: Suillus subaureus
Lineage: Eukaryota; Fungi; Basidiomycota; Agaricomycetes; Boletales; Suillaceae
Exons: 1
Source: RefSeq, a predicted model, not a curated record